Plasmodium cynomolgi strain B is the source of this 417-nucleotide messenger RNA. RefSeq lists its product as hypothetical. The transcript is spliced from 2 exons. Bases 1 to 417 code for a protein of 138 amino acids. Lineage: Eukaryota; Apicomplexa; Aconoidasida; Haemosporida; Plasmodiidae. The record is from RefSeq and is a predicted model, not a curated record.
AUGUAUUUUUUCGGGAGCCUUUUCUCUGAUGAUCACGGUAGCAACUUGGGCAAUGGAGACAGUAGGCAGGGUAUCGGUGGUGCUACUUUAAAUGUCCAGGGAGAAACGUGGGGGAAGCAAAUACUCCUGUACAAGGAAGCCAACAGAAUCGACCUACUGAAGAAAAACGAAUUCGACAAGAGCAUUCUCGUCGUAGCCAAUCGUGGGGACAGCACAGCCAAUAGCCACAACGACACAGCGUUCACAACAAACCUAGAGGACGCAAAAAUAAUUCAGGAGUGCACUCACCAGUUGCUCAUCAACGAAAAGGCAAAAGUAAAAAGCGGGGAAAGCGAAGGAGAGGCCAUAAUACAGAUAAGAGAAAUUGGGCUAAACUAUUUUGGGAAUUUAUUUGAGGAUGCCACAACAUCAGGAUAA